This is a messenger RNA of Ruditapes philippinarum (Manila clam), 2302 nucleotides long. RefSeq lists its product as uncharacterized. The transcript is spliced from 4 exons. NCBI's taxonomy places the organism in Eukaryota, Metazoa, Mollusca, Bivalvia, Venerida, Veneridae. The record is from RefSeq and is a predicted model, not a curated record. Bases 440 to 1276 code for a protein of 278 amino acids.
UGUUCACUGAAGAACUUCAGAACAAAAAUGUCUACAUAAAUGAUUCAGCUAUUUUGACAUGUCAACUCAACCUUCCAACAGAUGAAAAUGUUGACUGGAGGAAAGAUUACAAGCCGGUUGAAAUUUCAAACAAUUUAAUGGUCAUGAGCAAGAAUGGCAAUCAUUGGUUAGCGAUUUCCCGUGCAUCAUUAGAAGAUACAGGUCAAUAUACGUGUGUAUGUGGCCAUAUUUCAACGUCAGCUGAUCUUACUGUUAUAGAUGAAGCAUUAAGUGUGGUCGUUCAUCUCCCAGUCAAGAUUGCGGUUAUUGACAUGGAAACAUUGAUAUAGAAUGUAAGGUGAACCUGCUGACGAGUAAACCUGACUGGCGACACAAAGGGGAACUUCUACAAUCAUCUGGUAGAAAGGUUAUACAAGCAAAGGGUUCUACACACACAUUGAUGAUCACGAAUAUAACAUUAGACGACGAGGGUGAAUAUACAGUUGACUUUGGAAAUGUCUCAUCUAAAACAACAGUUCAAAUACAAGUGGAAACAGACCUUAUCCACAGAAAACAGAUAACACAAGAAUUGUACAGAAAUUGGAUGAGAGGAGCUCUAGCGUUAAAAUAUUUAAAAAUAGGUUUAGAAGGUUUUUCCGACAAGGCUGUUCACAAACAACAUAAUGAACUAAUGAAAAAACUUGGAAACUCCUGCAGCACUUGUACAGAGGAAAGUCUUCUCCCACAUAAACAAGAUCAAUGCCCACGACAAAGAAAACAUCAAUGUUUAUGUACCAAAGGUCAGAAACAGAAGUCAAGACAAAUGUGCCCAAACGGGGGAUUUUGUGGCAACGUUUAUAAUCAAAUAGUUUAUAAACAUCGCUUUCAAGAUCCAUUAUUCACAAAUACAGAUAUCCAGAAAUGGAGCAGUGAUGCGUGGAGUGUUGCUACAUGCUUUGUUAAUACUACUGGCUACAAAGGCAAACAAUCAGCUAAAGAUGUCGACUGCUCUGGUUUACUUAGUAUGUGUAUAAACAACAUUGAUAUAGAAAUAAUGCUUGGAGGAGUUACCAUCGAUGGUAAAAUAGAUGCGUUUGCAAAGGCAAGAGAAGCAAGGAACGAUAUUCUUCACAGUCCAAACUAUGAACUAUCUGAAAAUCAACUAAACACGUUUAUCAUAAUGUUCAAAGAAGUACUAGAAAUCCAGGACAAACAUGGUAAUACACCUUUGGAAGGGGAGUCAGGCGUAGAUGUAGCAUUACGUUUACUAGAUAUGGUAAUACUCCUAUUGGAAUGAUAUAGUAUAACGUUUUAGGAAGUAGUAGAAAUCAGAGUCAAACAUGGCAAUACACCCCUGAAUGGGAAUCCCGACGUUGCACACGCAUUACAUUCACUAGAUAUGGUAAUUAACAUAUAAGAGUAAUGUAGUGAUUAUAAAGACAAGAUUAGCCGAUUUUGGAUACAUUUUAUUGGUUCUUUAUUGGUAUUUGUUUGGAUUAAAUCGCAUUUCUCUCUAUAUUAAGAAUACAUUAAUCAAAUUUGUAAUAUUUCUUGCACAUUAUACUUUAGCAAAUUCUUUAUGUUUACCACUGGUUAUUUUGUAACAGAUGUAUGUUAUAAAUAAAAUAGUACGUUCAGGUCCUUUUGCAUAAGUGUUAAAUAGAGGAUAUUUGUGUGUUUUGCAUGUCACUGAGUGAACACCAGAUGCAAUAUUUAGCUGGUGUUCACGAAUGAAAUAUAUUUCAAUCUUAUAUGUAAAACAAAUAAAUUUUAUUUUUAUUUCAUGCUUUUUAAGUGAUUUUAAGUAUUUUCUACUGAUUUUGCCGCGUAACUUUGCGCAUUCUCCUUUGUGACGUCAUCACAUCAUGACGUCACAUCAUCAGUUUUGAAAUAUAGUUCUGUUAAAUUUCUCUAAUUUUGUUACAUUUUAACAUCAUGUAUGGUGACGUCGACUUUCUUUUCCUAAAGAAGCAAAAUUUACGUAUGACGACAUUUAUUUCUGCCUGUUAUUCCAUUUAGUUAUGAUUUUCUUUUCAUCCGCAUUCAGAUAUAGUCCAGAUACAGUGAAAAUUAUAUUUUAUAAAUUUCACUAGUGGUUUAUCAGAAUAUAAUCAUCUGAUAUAUUACAAUAAAACUCUGGAAAGCAUGAAAUAAAACAUUUUAUUGCGUAUGCUAGAAAGUACAAUAUUGUCUAAAGUAGUAAGUACAUUAUUUACUAUAAUAGUAAGUACAUUAUAGACUAUAAUAGUAAGUACAAUCUUUGUAUUUGUUCUAAUGAAUCACUCUGUUUCCUCUUGCGAACGUGAGCUCGUUACCUUUUGCC